This is a messenger RNA of Penicillium expansum, 822 nucleotides long. Its product is annotated as Ser/Thr protein phosphatase superfamily. Gene Ontology annotation, molecular function: hydrolase activity. The record is from RefSeq and is a predicted model, not a curated record. NCBI's taxonomy places the organism in Eukaryota, Fungi, Ascomycota, Eurotiomycetes, Eurotiales, Aspergillaceae. The coding region runs from base 1 to 822 and encodes 273 amino acids. The transcript has a single exon.
AUGUCCACAUUCCAGAUAUUAUCAGAUUUACAUCUAGAAAAUCCCUCUGCAUACGAUGUGUUCAGCGUCUCUCCGAAAGCACCUUAUCUUGCCCUGCUAGGAGACAUAGGAGUUGUCAAAGACGUAGGCUUCACUACAUUCAUUGAAACUCAGUUGCGCCAAUUCCAAAUCGUGUUCUUCCUGUUAGGAAACCAUGAGCCCUACUACUCAACCUGGGAGGAGACGAAGCUAGUCCUCCGUCAAUUUUCGGCUUCUGUCGAUCUUCAGCGUUCAAAUGCAGAACAAGAUGAGCAUUCAGAAACAAUGGGUUCUUUUGUUUUCUUAGAUCAGACUCGCUAUGAUCUCUCACCAGAUGUGACUAUCCUGGGGUGCACACUCUUCUCGCGAGUAAGCGAGGCUCACAAGGAUAAAAUCAGUUAUAGUCUCAAUGACUUUUACCACAUAAACGACUGGACGGUUGACAAUCACACGGCUGCUCAUGAAGCAGACUUGCAGUGGUUAAAUGAACAGGUUUCCCAAAUCGCUGCCUCUGAGCCUCAUCGCAAGAUUGUGAUUUUUACACAUCAUAGCCCGGUCACUCAAGACCCACGGGCUCUUGAUCCAAGGCAUGUAAACAGCUCGCUAUCAUCGGGCUUUGCCAGCGAUCUCUCAGGGCAGGGGGCUUGGAAGAGUCCGCUAGUCAAAUUAUGGGCAUUUGGGCAUACGCACUUCAAUGUCAGUUAUAUUGAAGAGGGUACUGAGAAAAGGGUGAUCAGUAAUCAGCGCGGCUAUUACUUUUCUCAGGCACAGGGAUAUGAUGGGGAGCUAGUAGUUGAAGUCUGA